AGGAAGGGACUCAAAUAACCGGAAUGGCAAUGGUUAAUCUGCGAGAACAACCCGGAUUGCAGGAACUAUCCAAUUUGAUGAAAGACAACCCGGGUCUGCGGUGGGGCAACAAGGUCGGGAUUCUCCUCCUCCCUGUUCAUUACCACAGAAGCUGCGGCGACCCUCUCGAAUACCUGAGAAAAGCCAAGUCGAUGAUUGACCGGAAGAAGAAAUCCCUGGAGGCUCACUUCUCGUACAAAAUCGGCGAAAUGGUCAUGUCUUAUCUAGGAGCACGUGCUGCGACCCUGCUCAACUACAGGAUCUUCUGCAACACCACGUUCAGCAUCUCGAACAUGUUCGGCCCGCACGAGGAGAUCGCGGCUGUCGGCAACCCUAUCACGUACAUAAGGGUGAACGUUUCGGGUUUACCCACGCGAUGUAUGCAGGCACUCACAUUGCACAUGAUGAGCUAUGCGGGGAGGGCGGACAUGCAGAUUCAGGUGGCCAAGGACAUCAUCCCGGACCCUGAAUUUCUGGCCAAGUGCUUUGAGGAGGCUCUACUCCAAAUGAAAGCAGCAGUUUCUACUGCCUUGAAUUCAAAGAAGUAA
Molecule: messenger RNA, 587 nt
Organism: Eucalyptus grandis
Lineage: Eukaryota; Viridiplantae; Streptophyta; Magnoliopsida; Myrtales; Myrtaceae
Product: O-acyltransferase WSD1-like
Exons: 4
Coding region: 24-587 (187 amino acids)
Biological process (GO): triglyceride biosynthetic process
Cellular component (GO): plasma membrane
Molecular function (GO): long-chain-alcohol O-fatty-acyltransferase activity; diacylglycerol O-acyltransferase activity
Source: RefSeq, a predicted model, not a curated record